Arabidopsis lyrata subsp. lyrata is the source of this 2337-nucleotide messenger RNA. RefSeq lists its product as uncharacterized. The record is from RefSeq and is a predicted model, not a curated record. The transcript is spliced from 3 exons. NCBI's taxonomy places the organism in Eukaryota, Viridiplantae, Streptophyta, Magnoliopsida, Brassicales, Brassicaceae. Bases 787 to 2337 code for a protein of 516 amino acids.
ACAAUGGUAACAUUAGCCCAUCAUUCUCCCGAUUUUAAUCCCACGCGCUGCGAGAAACGGAACAGUUUUUUGUUUUUACCGAGGCGUCUAUGCGUGUAUAUGUGGGGUUCAUUCUUAAUUGAUUUCACUUUCUUUUGUAUUCGACUGUUGCGUUUCUCUGUUCCUCUCUCGCUUUUUCUUCUUGGGUAUUUAACCCUAAGUUUGAUCAUUUAUCUUCUUCUUCUCUCAUCGUUUUCUUUUUCUUCAUCGUUUCUUCUGAAUUUUAGCCAACCGUUCGUUGCGAACCGCCGGAGUUUUUGUUUCGCCGUUUGAAGUAUCGAAGCGGUUUAAUCUUACCGGCGAGUUUGUUUCCCAUUUGGUUACAGUUUAAAGUCUUUGUUUUUCAAGUGAUUUGUGCUUUCCGUUAUACGCAAUUUCUGAAAUUUUCUAGAUUUUGGGUUGGUUUAAUCUUACCGGCGAGUUUGUUUCCCAUUUGGUUACAGUUUAAAGUCUUUGUUUUUCAAGUGAUUUGUGCUUUCCGUUAUACGCAAUAACACCAUUUCUAGAUUUUGGGUUUUAUUCCGUUUCUUUCAUGACUGUGUGGUUUUUUUUUUCCUUCUCCCCUUUUCGAUUUUCUGACUAAAUAUCUACAGAUCUAUGUAGAUCCGUAUUUUGUAUUAUUUUGUUUUAUACAGAUCUAUAUUUUCUGAUAGAUCUAUAUUUUACUGUUACGAAUUUUUAUGAAUCAAGCUUCCUCUGUCUUGGAUAUCCACCGAUUCAUGUAACUCUGUAUUUAUUCAUGUGAAUAUGGCUGAGUUGGAACUGCCUACCCGAUUGUUCGCUGAUGGGGAGGAACCUGCUGGCGAUAGAGUGAAUAUGUACUUCAAACUCAACACGAUCAAGACGGUGCUGAAAGCACUUACGCCUGAAGAGAUUGACACUAUUAGGCCUUGUUUUGGGAAGCUUCUUGAUGUUUACUCCAAACCUGUCUUCUCUGGCAAGUUGACACACUUUCUUUUGACCCGUCAACUUAAUGUUGUCAAGCGGCACGAGAUAUGGGUUGUUUUUGCCGGUAAACCUGUCCGAUUUUCUCUCAGGGAGUUUGGUUUGGUCACCGGCCUAAAUUGUCAGCCUCUUCCAGCCCUGGAUAGAGCUUUAACUAAGUGCCCUCCCGGGGUCACUCCGUACUGGUUCACUCUCUUUGGAGGGGAAGAAUAUUUCACCGGGGAGAUGUUGUUGGGCAAGCUUCGGAGGGCUAAGGCACUGUCUAGUGAAGUGAGAGUUAAGUAUGCGUGUUUGUUACUUGUUGAUGGGUUUCUCUGUCGCAGAUCUUUCCACAUGAAAAUACCUAAGGAGCAUGUGGAGAUGAUUCGCGAUCUAGAUGUCUUUCUGAAAUACCCUUGGGGACGUUAUAGUUUCGAUAUGACAAUGCAAUGCAUUAAGUCCAGAUCCCUCAAUCAAUUAGCUCAAGCAACCGUUGCCAUUCAAGGGUUUAUCCAUGCUCUUGUUCUGGUUUUGGUGGAAGCUGUCCCAUCUGUUCUUUCAGCUGUUGGUGAAAUAACUGACCCAGAGUCUGGGGAUGAAGAUGUUUUCCCUGUUAUUUCGUUGAAACUUGAUAAAGUCUGGGAUCUCGACAAAGAUACGAAGGUUGAUGUUCUAUCUAUCAUUCCUGAACCCGAAGGUGUUGCUGGUUUAGAGGAUUGUAGCUGGCCUGAUGAGGUUCGUGAUCCAGGUGUUGAAGUCAUUAUGGGAAAAAUUCAGGAGGGUUGUGAAUUCAACAGGGGAAUGUUUGUAGGGGGACUCAGAGGUGCUGUUUUGCCCGUGGAGCCUCCUCCUCGCGUAGUUAACAAAGGUAAAAGGAAACUCCGGUCCAAGCAGGGUGGUGAGCCUUUGGUAAGAGGUGGGUCGUCUAGGGUCAAGAAAAUGAAGGUUCGCAGUGGUAAGGGUAGGCAUGCGCAGCCUGACCCUAAUACCUCUCUCCUUGGUGCUCUUAAAUACGAAAUUGAUGCUGGUCUGAAGGAGGCUCGUGGUGAUGUUUAUGCUCAUGUUUGCGUUGAUUUGAAAGAGAUGGAGUUGAGGUUAGCGAGGAAUAUGAAACAAAGCAUCUUCUCUGUUGUUGCUGAGGCUCUCAGUGCCCGGGAUCUACUUAAAAAUGUUGUUGAUGGCGUUGGGGUAGGUAAUCUUGACCCUUACAACCAGCCUCCCGCUAAUGGUGCAUCUACUUCAUUCAAUCAUGCCAAUGGUGCAUCAAGCCCUGUCAAUCCUGAUAAUGGUGCAGUUAAUGCUGUACAUUCUGUUGCUGGUACAUCUAAACCUGACAAUCCUGCAGCCCCCCCCCCCCCCCCCCCCCCGAUUUGA